This is a messenger RNA of Balaenoptera acutorostrata (minke whale), 381 nucleotides long. RefSeq names its product sperm acrosome associated 4 (gene SPACA4). The record is from RefSeq and is a predicted model, not a curated record. NCBI's taxonomy places the organism in Eukaryota, Metazoa, Chordata, Mammalia, Artiodactyla, Balaenopteridae. Bases 1 to 381 code for a protein of 126 amino acids. The transcript has a single exon.
AUGGUCCUCGGCUGGCUGCUGCUUCUGGUGAUGGCUCUGCCCCCAGGCACGACGGGCACCAAGGACUGCGUCUUCUGUGAGCUGACCGACUCCACGACCUGUCCCGGCAUGCACAUGCGCUGUGGCGAUGACGAGGACUGCUUCACGGGCCACGGGGUGGCCCCCGGCAUCAGCCCCAUCAUCAACAAAGGCUGCGUGCAGGCCACCUCGUGUGGCCACGAGGAGCCCGUCAGCUACAUGGGUGUCACCUACAGCCUCACCACCAACUGUUGCACCGGCCGCCUGUGUAACGGGGCCCCCCACCCCGCAGGCGGCCAGAUGGCAGGGGCCACCACCGGCCUGGUGCUGGGCGUGCCACUAUUCCUCCGACAUUUGCUGUGA